UCGACUCCUCAUCACUACAGUUCGCCCUGAACUUCUCCCGGCAGCGUGACUGGAGAUCCGCGGCGGUGAAUAAGCCUUUUUGGUUCGGCGCUUCGCGGUUUAAAGAAGACGCGUCAAACCCGUUUAAUAGGAGACAGCAGACAGUACAAGGUUAUAUCCGAGGCGUAGGCGUCGUGUUUCGCGUUUUUAAGCCCCGCCAGAGCGUCUUUAAUCGAAGUUUAGAAGUCGAGGCCCCGGCGAGGAGAGAGAGCUCGGAGAAAAAAGUUUUUGUUGUUGUCAUGUGACGAGCUACGUAUGCGGCGAUAAAGUGCGGCUUCUAUCAGCGUAUUUACCGAGUUUAUUUGCUUUAAACGCCCGAUAACUACCUUCCAAGAAUGCCUCAACCAAAAUAUAGGAAGAUAGCCGUGUUGGGGUACCGCUCAGUGGGAAAGUCCUCUCUCACUAUUCAGUUCGUGGAAGGACAGUUUGUAGAUUCCUAUGACCCCACUAUCGAAAACACUUUUAAUAAAAUGGUGUCCGUGAAUGGACAGGACUUUAACCUUCAACUGGUUGACACUGCUGGACAGGACGAGUAUUCAAUUUUCCCACAGUCCCAUUCAAUGGACAUUCACGGUUAUGUUCUGGUGUACUCUGUCACCUCAAUGAAAAGCUUUGAAGUGGUUCAGGUUCUACAUGACAAGCUGCUCGACAUGGUCGGAAAGAUACAGGUGCCUACUGUUCUGGUGGGAAACAAAAAAGACCUUCACAUGGAAAGGGUGAUUAAACCAGAAGAGGGCAAAAAGUUAGCUGACUCUUGGGGGGCUGCCUUCAUGGAAUCAUCUGCUAAGGAAAACCAGACAGCUGUAGAAGUUUUUAAGCGGAUUAUUCUGGAAAUGGAGAAAGCGGAUGGAAACGCCCCGUCAGAGGAGAAGAAAUGUUCCGUGAUGUAGGCGCUGGUUCCUUUCAAAGACAUGCAGAGAGCUCCCUGGCUGAGGUUAAGGGAGACAUCACCACCAGUCAACAUGACGCGCAGUACGGUGGGACUACUGUUCCCAAAACCCACCCACUCCUCACAGCAGACGGGAAGAUUCUUGUAUAAAACGAGAAAAACACGAGUGGUGAGCUGUCCAAAAAAAAAGAAAGAAAGAAAUCCCCAAAAGAAAGUGUCCUGUAGC
Colossoma macropomum (tambaqui) is the source of this 1154-nucleotide messenger RNA. It is a transcript of the gene rhebl1, whose product is annotated as Ras homolog, mTORC1 binding like 1. Gene Ontology annotation, molecular function: GTP binding; GDP binding; GTPase activity. Gene Ontology annotation, cellular component: plasma membrane. Lineage: Eukaryota; Metazoa; Chordata; Actinopteri; Characiformes; Serrasalmidae. Gene Ontology annotation, biological process: small GTPase-mediated signal transduction. The record is from RefSeq and is a predicted model, not a curated record. The transcript is spliced from 8 exons. Bases 375 to 929 code for a protein of 184 amino acids.